This is a messenger RNA of Papaver somniferum (opium poppy), 393 nucleotides long. RefSeq names its product EPIDERMAL PATTERNING FACTOR-like protein 2. The record is from RefSeq and is a predicted model, not a curated record. Gene Ontology annotation, biological process: stomatal complex development; guard cell differentiation. NCBI's taxonomy places the organism in Eukaryota, Viridiplantae, Streptophyta, Magnoliopsida, Ranunculales, Papaveraceae. The transcript has 2 exons. The coding region runs from base 1 to 393 and encodes 130 amino acids.
AUGGCUGCAUCACCAAGUGAAAAGAGCAACUGGCUUAGCACAGUUUCUUUGGCAGUUCUUAUCUUUUUUCUUUCUCGAACAUUUUUACUUAAUGAGCUUUGUGCAGAUGGGUUAGCGUAUUCAAGUUCUGGUGUGGCAGAAGUGGAGGAAAGGAAACUGAUGGUUUUGGGUUCAAGGCCUCCUCAAUGUAUUAACAAGUGCUUCAGUUGCAGGCCGUGUACUGCAACUUUGGUUAUUCCUCCUCCUAAUCGUGAAGCGGCAAAGAGUAUUCAUGAUAAUUUAAUGGAGUCAUCGCCUUCACCCUUGAUAUCGGAACAAGAUGUUGAUGAUAAUGAACACUAUUAUCUUCUAUCAUGGAAAUGUAGAUGUGGAAAUAAAAUAUAUCAACCUUAA